AUGAGGGAAGUGAAUUUUCUCAACCGCCGGACGCGUCAGCUGCUGUUCCUCAUCUUGGCGGUAACCCAACUCUGCGGCGUCACCACCUGCGUCUACAGCUGGCGCGAGAAGCGCUUUCGUCCCUCCGGUGUCCUGCAGAUAUACGCCGGUCUGAUUCUAUUCGUUGUGUCCUUGCUGUUGUAUGGAAGCUUCAGUGAGAUGUUACUCCAUGUGAGAGAAAUGUGGCCUUUUAUGGUGGGCAGCUACGUGAUGCUCGUAGUUCGAUUUCAAGGCUUUUGGGGCAGAAAGGAUCUCCUGAGGCUCCUAAACGAGCUCCUUGAGGUCUUGGAACAGGUGAAUGUAAUGGCCAGGCAUCCGAAUAUCUUCCAACUGAGGCACCUGCUGCUCCUGAUUCUGGGUCUGCAGAAUCUCCUGCGAUGCCUGCACAUGCUGGUGGACAUCAGCCGCAGUGUCGUCUUCGAGAGUUUCAUCUCGCGUGUGCUCAUUCUUUUUCUGCUGGCCUUCAUGUUGACCUUUCUGCUCGAUAUCAUCAUUAAUCUCUGCCUGUUUGUGGUCCUCAUAGCCAGUUACAAUGAGUUGCAUCGCUGUACUCGCAGAAUCUCCAAUGAUUUGGAUUCACUGAGGCAAUCAAGAGUCCUGGAGAGUGGCCAGUUUCUGGUAUUGGUGGAGCAACUGCAGGCGAUUACCCAGGGAUUAAUUCAAAUUCGAGUUAGGGUCUUUCAGCUGACAGUCGAAAUUAUUGAUCAUUUUCGCUUCCAUUGGCUGUGUGGGCUUAUCUAUGCUUUGAUACCCUUUUUGUGCUUCAUUGCCAUUCAUGGCAAAGACUUUUACUACUUGAGUAUUUCCGCAUUGAAUUUGAUAUUCCACUGUACGGUUUUUAAAAUAAUAUCCUGGGAAUCAAGGACAACAAGGAGUUUUUGCCACUUUCAGAUGAGUAACUAUCACAAGGAGUUGGAUAGAACGGUCGACGUACUGUUGCACCAGGAAAUUAGGCAACCCCUCAAGGUCUCCAUAUAUAAUGUCAUCUUGGACACGAAACUCCUGCUGAGACUCCUCUCCCUCUGCGCCUUUUGGGUCUUUGUGAACCGUCAAGGAUACUUGCUGCUCCAUCGGAAUAUUGUUUAA
This is a messenger RNA of Drosophila serrata, 1125 nucleotides long. It is a transcript of the gene Grl65a, whose product is annotated as Gustatory receptor-like 65a. The record is from RefSeq and is a predicted model, not a curated record. Gene Ontology annotation, cellular component: membrane. Gene Ontology annotation, biological process: sensory perception of taste. NCBI's taxonomy places the organism in Eukaryota, Metazoa, Arthropoda, Insecta, Diptera, Drosophilidae.